AUGGACGACGCAUACGACAUCGCGCCCCCUGUGGACUCUGGCGUGGGGAUGCCUGCCUCCAAUGGCGGCGACCCUGGAUGGACCGACGACCGUGACAGAGACCGUGACCGCGAGCGGGAUACGGACCGUCGUGGGCGGAGCCGUAGCCGUAGCCCAGCCAGAGAUGGAGGCAGCGUGGCCGGCAACCCUGGCAACAACCUCCACGUCUCUGGCAUUGGUCACCGCAUCGACACGCGCGACCUCGAAGCCGCCUUUGCAAAAAUUGGCAGAGUCACUAAGGCUCAAGUUGUGUAUGACCCUCACACUCGCGAGUCGCGUGGCUUCGGCUUCGUCACGAUGGAAACACCGGAGGAGGCCGAUGCUGCUAUUGCAGCACUGAAUGGCACUGAUCUUGGCGGUAAAAAUCUCCAUGUCGAAAAAGCUCGUCGUGGUCGUGCACGAACCCCGACUCCAGGUCGUUAUUACGGCCCACCCAAGAGAAGUGACCGUGAGCGGCCCUAUGAUCCUCGCCCGUAUGACUCGCGCUACUCGAGGGACUACGACCGUGGAGGCCGUGGCGGAGGUGAGAGACGAUAUGCGGAUGACUAUGACCGCCGUGGUGGGGGAGGCCGAAUGGCAACAAAUGACUUGGUCACUCAAGUGGCCGAAAUCCUCGACGCCGGCGCUGUUGUCGCAGGCGGGAGCGGCAAUUCUGGUCUGUCAUAUGUUCUUGCGCCAGGAAUCCACCUCAAUGUAAUUAUAACUACAGAGGGCGUCCUUGUGCCUGCCGACACGUGGUGCUCGACACCAGAAAGUAUUGCCUCCCAAGUUCGUGAAGUAACGGGUGAAGUCCAUGCCAAUGGGAUGAUCUACGAUGAGGCUUGCCUUUGGCGACUCAAAGAGACGAUAACAUACGGGUUCAUUCCCUGGCAGGCUGGCGGGCGCAACGCGGUUGACUUGUCCACACAAGGGGAAGCCGAGCCGACCGCGUACCGCCAGAAAACGGUCAAAGACGCGUUGGAGUACUACAUGAAGCGCGCGAAUCUCCAGUUCGAACAGGUACCCGACAGCGUCAUGGCCAACCUCGACUUCUCCCGGGCAGACCACCGCCAGCAGGUUGAUAUCCGGAUCGCGUUUGGGCGGAAGACUGCUGCCGAGAACUGGGGUUGGUCGUGCUUCGGGCCACUGCACCGGCAGUAUAUCUUUCUCCCUGGGCCGAAGUGUCCAAAAGCGGAGGACCCCGGCCCGGCCUAUACGACGAUUUACUUCGGUGGACUGCCAGCGACGGCUGACGCUGCGGGCAAAACUCCCGCAAGAGACCUCGUUAGGGCCCAUUCGACGGUUUUCCAUGAGUUGGGACACACCCUUGGCCUGGCUCACGAACACGAGUCGCCGCUCUCCCCAACAGCCGACGCAACAACUGCAGAGGUCAUGGUAGCAACAUUGUUCGACGAGAAAAGUAUUAUGCUGUACUCUGGCAAGAAGUACGUCAAAGAUCCUAGCAAAAUCACGAAAGAGAACCACUCUCCCUCGCCCACUGACCUCGCACUCAUUCGGUUGAUGUAUCCCGACAGCGCAAAGAAGAACAGUGAGUUCGACAAGGCGAUGGACCACAUGAAGUUCAAGGACAAUGUGAAGAAGGAAUUCCUCGAGAAUUUGGCCACCGCUCUCUCGGGUCCCAGUGGACAUGAAAUCAUACAUGCAAAGAUUACGGGCUUGCGCCGCGACAUUGCCAAAACGAUCUAUGACAAACAUUAG
Mycena indigotica is the source of this 1737-nucleotide messenger RNA. Its product is annotated as RRM domain-containing protein. Gene Ontology annotation, cellular component: spliceosomal complex. Gene Ontology annotation, biological process: positive regulation of mRNA splicing, via spliceosome. The coding region runs from base 1 to 1737 and encodes 578 amino acids. Gene Ontology annotation, molecular function: RNA binding; metallopeptidase activity. NCBI's taxonomy places the organism in Eukaryota, Fungi, Basidiomycota, Agaricomycetes, Agaricales, Mycenaceae. The record is from RefSeq and is a predicted model, not a curated record. The transcript has 9 exons.